Messenger RNA from Symphalangus syndactylus (siamang), 1432 nucleotides. RefSeq names its product TNF alpha induced protein 8 like 1 (gene TNFAIP8L1). The record is from RefSeq and is a predicted model, not a curated record. Lineage: Eukaryota; Metazoa; Chordata; Mammalia; Primates; Hylobatidae. Gene Ontology annotation, biological process: regulation of apoptotic process; negative regulation of TOR signaling. Gene Ontology annotation, cellular component: cytoplasm.
GAACCCUGCUCUGAUGGUGGGGUGGCUCUGCAGACGGGUGCAGGUCUGAGGCCCCGCGGUAUGGCCCUUCCUGCUGUGUGGCCUUGGACCGACGGUCAGGUGCCCCCAGAGCCUCCGUUUCCCCAUCCCCGUUCCCCCAGGGGUCAGCCCAGGUGGGCGAGGGGUCUUUUGAUUGCUUGACAAUUCAGUAUGGUGGGUUCCGGAGGCCUCAGUGUUCCUGUCUGUCCAAUGCGGCCACGAAAGGGUGCCUUGAGGACAAAACUCCAGCUGUUGACAGGGAAACACUCCUCCCAGAGAGACGUCAACGCUAAAAAAUGACUCACACUUGCCCAGGCCAUGGACACCUUCAGCACCAAGAGCCUGGCUCUGCAGGCGCAGAAGAAGCUCCUAAGUAAGAUGGCGUCCAAGGCAGUGGUGGCCGUGCUGGUGGAUGACACCAGCAGCGAGGUGCUGGACGAGCUGUACCGCGCUACCAGGGAGUUCACGCGCAGCCGCAAGGAGGCCCAGAAGAUGCUCAAGAACCUGGUCAAGGUGGCCCUGAAGCUGGGACUGCUGCUGCGUGGGGACCAGCUGGGCAGUGAGGAGCUGGCGCUGCUGCGGCGCUUCCGCCACCGGGCGCGCUGCCUGGCCAUGACGGCCGUCAGCUUCCACCAGGUGGACUUCACCUUCGACCGGCGCGUGCUGGCCGCCGGGCUGCUCGAGUGCCGCGACCUGCUGCACGAGGCCGUGGGCCCCCACCUGACCGCCAAGUCCCACGGCCGCAUCAACCACGUGUUCGGCCACCUGGCCGACUGCGACUUCCUGGCUGCACUCUACGGCCCCGCCGAGCCCUACCGCUCCCACCUGCGCAGGAUCUGCGAGGGCCUGGGCCGGAUGCUGGACGAGGGCAGCCUCUGAGCCCCGGGGCCGCCCGACCGCGCCCCUCACGCCUUUUGGGGCUCUCCUGCUGUGCGUGGGUGGGGUUUAUGGGUUUUUUUCCACCUCUUUUCUCCCAAUCGGACUCCGGCCAAACUCCCCUAGACAGGUGGGUGACCUGUCCCCUUUGAGAGGAUGCUGAGGCAUCUGUAGAAGCUGUUUCAAACAUCGAUGUCACCUCUCCUCCUGGCCCCCUACCCAGUGGGGAGAGGAAUUCGGGGCCCUACUCUGGGGACCACCUUCCACCCCGUAUGUACUUUCUGGGCCACACCGACCCCUGGGUCGCUUGAUGUAAAAGCCAAAUCUGCUGCUGCUUCCCACUUGAUCAUGUCGCCUGGGAUUUUCAUCCCCUCGCACAAGGACUAGGGGUUCACAUGGUGAACUGGGGGAAGGGGAGUGUUAGGGGACAAGUCGCAGCACCCCCCACCCCCGCCGUCCAUAAACUCACGUCCUAACCCCCAGGACCUCAGAAGAUGAUCUGAUUUGGAAAUAAGAUCAUUACAGAUGGAAUUAGUUC